This is a messenger RNA of Lingula anatina, 2658 nucleotides long. RefSeq names its product solute carrier family 2, facilitated glucose transporter member 1-like. The record is from RefSeq and is a predicted model, not a curated record. Gene Ontology annotation, biological process: monosaccharide transmembrane transport. NCBI's taxonomy places the organism in Eukaryota, Metazoa, Brachiopoda, Lingulata, Lingulida, Lingulidae. Gene Ontology annotation, cellular component: membrane. Gene Ontology annotation, molecular function: hexose transmembrane transporter activity.
AGAGGUGGCACCAGUACGACAGUAUUUGAUAGACAAAGAUAGGAACUACAAGUGUUUUGCAGAGGUUAUAGGCAAUUUUAGUGGGUGCUGAGAACAACUGGCUCCGAAGUUUUAAAGAGGACUUUUGAUCAGUGCUUUGUUUUUAAAGUUUUCUAUCCCCUUGGUGACUUAACCAGAUGGGGUGAAUUAAGUCACGCCAAUUAAGGUAACAAUAUUCGGAGGUUGUUUCUACCGGGUUAAUAAAUUCCAAAAUUGAAUUUGUCAAUUUUGAGGAGAUGGUCGGACUUAAUUUAAAAUAAUGACUUAAGUUUUAGCAUUGUUAAUUCACCGGAAUGACAGCAAAAAUCACGUGAGUUUGCAUCGUUAUCCGAACUAAAGAUAGCUUGAUUCCAUCGCUAUCGCGGAGGAUAACGCUUUGAUUUAAUUAUCAAAUGAACUUUCUCUAUGAGUCACUGACGUGUCUGUUACUAUUAAUCUGAAGUAUUAAAUAACCAACUCGACUCCUUUGAACAGUAUUUUGUGUCCGACAAUGUACAUGAUCCGCUGAGACAGGGGAGUCAGCUGACGCGAAAUUCAAAUGGAGUCGAAGGAGACGAGCGAACGUGAACCUCUGCUUUCGAAAGAAGCAGCUCACGCAUUAAAUGUGAACGAUGACAGUGACACCGAAGAGGAGGAUCUACGCAAGAAAGAGAAGACGUUAACUUUGUCACAAGUGGUGAAACAAAAAGCUCAGGGCAGGAAGAAGGCGUUGACAGGCCCCCUGGUGUUGGCCAUGUUUGCAGCAGUUAUUGGCUGUUCAUUUCAAGUGGGUUAUGCAACAGGUGUGCUCAACGAGCCUCAGAAUGUACUUAAAGAAUUUAUCAAUGCCACAUGGUGUGAAAGGUACCACUCCUCUAUCCACCCAGACGUCCUACUGAUACUCUGGUCAGUGAUAGUGUCCAUAUUUUGUGCAGGAGGUAUGGUGGGAGGGUUUGCAGCCGGCUACUUGGCCAACCAUAUUGGAAGAAAAAAUGCAAUGAUGAUAAUUAACAUCAUUUCCGUAGCUGCCAUUGGCUUGCAAGCUGGUGCCAAAUAUGCCAAAUCAUUUGAGAUGAUCAUAGUGGGACGCUUUUUAAUAGGGGUACAUUCAGGUUUGAGCACAGGUGUUGCCCCUAUGUACCUGAACGAGAUUGCCCCCCUGACUUUGCGUGGGGCCAUGGGCACCAUUAACCAGCUGUUUAUAGUUUUGGGCAUGGUUACAUCACAGGUGUUAGGACUCAAAGAGAUACUAGGCACAGAUGAUUUAUACCCAUAUUUAUUAGGUGCCCCUGCAGUUGCUGCAGUGCUACAGUUGGUCCUGCUUCCUAUGUGUCCUGCCAGUCCCAGAUAUCUACUGCUUAAUAAACACCAGGAGGAGAAGGCACGCAAAGCACUGAUGUGGUUCAGGCACACUGUUGUUGCCAAAUCAGUGGAGCAUGAAAUAGUUGAAAUGAAAAAUGAGCAUGAGCGCAACAAACACUUACCAAAGGUAACUGUCUGUCAACUCUUCCGAGACCCCAUGCUGAGAGAGCCCCUCAUGAUUGCCCUGGUUGCUAACAUAUCGCAGCAGUUGUCAGGAAUCAAUGCUGUGACCUAUUACUCCAUUAUGAUCUAUGAGCAGGCUGGUCUUAAUGACACGGAUGCCAGCUAUGCUACUGUGGGAAUGGGAGGAAUCAUGUUUGUGAUGACAGGGAUCAGUGCCGUCUUGGUAGAUAGGGCUGGCAGACGCACACUCCAUCUAGUGGGACUGGGAGGAAUGUGUAUAUUUACUGUAGUGAUGACCAUUUCAUUUGUCUACAGUGAUCCACUAAAUCCGCAGAAAGAGUGGAUUUCUUACAUAAGCAUUGUAGGCAUGAUAAGCUUUACAAUAUUCUUCUCUGUUGGGCCAGGUUCUAUUCCGUGGUUUUUAACCGUUGAACUGUUUGCCCAGAAUGCUCGCUCAGCUGCCUCCAGUUUAGCGACUCCCUGCAACUGGGCAGCUAACUUUAUGGUGGGACUGUUGUACCCAAUCAUGCAGAAAAACCUACAGGACUACUCUUUCCUGCCAUUCACGGGACUGCUGGCUCUGUUCUGGCUCUUCACCUACAUCAAGCUCCCAGAGACCAAGGGGCAGACGGCCCACGACAUGUGCUUGUUGUUUGAGUCAAGGGUCAGCGGAAAACCCAUCAACGAAUUGAGGGAAAGGGACAUUAAGGCUUAGGAAUACACCCACUUGUGCAGGAUUGUUUCCUUGAUUUAUGGGAUCACUACCAUUGUGAAAUAAAUGUGAAGAGUAUGUAUGGAAUGGUUAGAAAAAUGGAGAAAUUGAGAAUGUGAGGAUGCAGGCUGUUUGGCCAUGCGAAACGAAACGAACAAAUUUAAUUAUGUAUAAUGAUAAAAACAAGACAAUAGAGUGAACUCCUUCCAAAAACAUGUUUUGAAAAGUUAUCAGAUGAACCGAUCAAAGGCAGUCAAAGAGUCUAAAUAUUUUAGAUCUUAUAUGAAGUCCCCAUGUGGUACAGCUGGGAAAUAGACUGAAAUUAAGCCUGCUUUCUUUAUGUGAGCCUCAGGAAUGUCAUACUAGGUUUAUAUAAAAGACUUAUAUUCUUCAGUUUUUUAGAGUUAAAAUUUUGUUUAAAAAAAUAAAGGUCUUAAAGGGAU